This is a messenger RNA of Cuscuta campestris, 2137 nucleotides long. The record is from the annotation of a GenBank genome assembly. Lineage: Eukaryota; Viridiplantae; Streptophyta; Magnoliopsida; Solanales; Convolvulaceae.
ACCCAGAAUCUUCAGAGAGGACCAAUAAUCGAUUAUCACUUGUUGACAAUCGAUUAUCUGGGUUACCGUUGUCCUCCAACGGAUAGAAUUUUAAAUUUUUGGACAGGGAAUCUUUGGAUAAUCGAUUAUCAUGACCUUUCACUUUGUGAUGGCUAUUUUCCACGGUUAAAGUGUGAGUUACCGGUUUGAGAUAGGGAAAUAUGUAAAGAGUAGAGGGAAAGAAGAACACCGCAAUGUAUACUGGUUCACCACCUCGUGUAUACAUGUGCACAUUACUAUACUUUUUUGGUAAUGUAUAUGACCAUGUUUGGUAAUGUAAGUCAUAUUUCGAGAAUAAAAACAUGAAAGUCCUAUUUUAAUAUAUUUUUAAUCUUUUAAUUCUCUUUAGCUCCAAUCUCUCCAACCAUACCCAAUUUAGCAAAUCGCAAUUCAUCACCACACCGAUGGAGCAACGGCUGAAAGCCUGACCGCAAACUCGCCGACUAUUCCCCGAUGUCGACGGAUGCUUAUGGCGGCGCGCGAUCCGGCGGAAAAAUAGUCAACAGAAGGCGCUGGAGAUUCUCAAAAUCCACCCCGUACGACCGGCCACCUCCGCCACUAGCUCCGGAAAGCCCCAAUUGGCUCACCGGCGUCGUGUUUCCCGCCACCCGUACGAUUGUCUCCGGUGCAGCUAAGUUGCUGUCAUCCGUAUUUGACUCUUCCUCUUCCUCUUCUUCUUCCUCAGCUUCUGAUUCGUCUUCAUCUCCUGACAGCAAUAGUAUAGACGAGGAUGACAUCAACGAUGACCAUGACAACCAAUUACUAGAAGAGACAGAAUGUGCUGCAACAGAUGCUGAACACUGUCAAGGAAUGAGUAAGAGCAAAUGUUUAAUUGAGAAGCUACUUAUGAGGGAAACUUUUUCGAGGGCAGAGUGUGAUAAGUUUAUAACUUUGAUAAACUCAAGAGCUGUGGAUUCACCAAUGCUUGAUUAUGGCCUUCAACAUGGAGUACCUUAUGGAAGCUCUGUGGCAGGUACCUUUGAUCCUUGCAGUAAAGCUAUUACUGAAGCUAGGGAAUGGGUAAAAAACAAGAAAGAUGAAUUGCAUUUAGUUCCAUUAAUUGUUGACCGAGAUUGUAGUCCAAGAUCUUUUGUAACUGAAAAUAUGGAAAAGGAAGAUGGCUCUCCAAUGUAUGUAGCAAAAUCUUAUAUGAAAACUCGUCCUCCAUGGGCGUCUCCUCAUGAUGAAUAUCACACAAGAACUCCAUCAAUGAUGUCAAAGCUCCUCAGUGAGGGGACUUCUUUCCCCGGCAGUGAUGAUUCUAUGUCCUCAUCAAGGAGAAAGAAUGCUCUUGCAUCUGGAUCAUGGAAUAUAUAUGAGGAGAUAAGAAGAGUACGUUCAAAAGCUACAGAUGACAUGCUACACUCCCUCUCAUCCAAAAAAAGCGACCUUCCAUUAUUGUCAGAACAGAGAAUGAAGAGAAAAACUUUGAUUGGUGAUAGGACUACUUUGGGGGACAGAGCACAUGCCCCUGGUUCUUUAUCUUAUUUAUCUAAAAGCUCGACACCUGCACUGGCCACUGAUAUUGGCUUAUCUGAGACCGGACAAGUUGUGGGAGAGUCUGUAAAUGUGAUAUUAGAUUCACCAGGAUUAAGUAUACAGGAAGCACAGGGUAAUGACCAAGUUGAAGUUGCUGGUGAACCUGCUGCUUUCAAGUCUCAUCAGCCUAGUGGUCUUGUUCUCGUUUCAGAAAACGUCCACGAUCCUGAAUCAUCAAAUAAUAUAAUGGAAAAUGACGUGCCACCCUUGGAAACUAGUUCGCGUGGAGCUGGAGAACAUCAGCUGAUGCAAACCAACAUGAUUAAAACCCUGGAAAGACCAAAUAAUGAUGAUGAUGCUCAAGCUGUGCAGGUUAAGUGUGAAUUUCUAAGUGAGGCUUUUGUUGAAGUGCCUAAUAACGGCAAUGAGAUGAGCUAGUAAAGCAGACGGUUAGUAGUUCUCCAAGCUCUCACCCAAAUAGUUCUAACCAUGCUUCUGUAGCCAUUUCCUCCACAGAGCAACAACCCUAUUUUAUUUAUUAGUCUUUCUCCACUCCCAUUAUUAUUGAAGACUAAACUAGAGUAUAAUAUGUUGACAUGAAUAAAACCUAGUUUGUUAU